Molecule: messenger RNA, 913 nt
Organism: Populus euphratica (Euphrates poplar)
Lineage: Eukaryota; Viridiplantae; Streptophyta; Magnoliopsida; Malpighiales; Salicaceae
Product: 40S ribosomal protein S10-1-like
Exons: 5
Coding region: 133-783 (216 amino acids)
Cellular component (GO): cytosolic small ribosomal subunit
Molecular function (GO): RNA binding; structural constituent of ribosome
Source: RefSeq, a predicted model, not a curated record
AUUCAUCUACCCAGCCCAGAACUUAACGUUUCUCUAGGGUUUCGAAGUCCCCUGCUUUCUACCCUACGAAAAGGAAGAGCUUCUCUCAUCUCCGCAGCUGCAAAAAACGAAAGGGGCUUGAAUUUCGCAACCAUGAUUAUUCCAGAAAAGAACAGAAGAGAAAUCUCUAAGUAUCUCUUUCAAGAGGGAGUUUGCUAUGCAAAGAAGGAUUUCAACCUUGCAAAGCACCCGGAGAUUGAUGUUCCCAAUCUCCAGGUUAUCAAGCUCAUGCAGAGCUUCAAAUCCAAGGAAUAUGUUCGUGAGACAUUUGCAUGGAUGUACUACUACUGGUAUCUUACCAAUGAUGGGAUUGAGUUUUUGAGGACAUACCUGAAUCUUCCAUCAGAAAUUGUUCCUGCCACCUUGAAGAAACAAGCAAAGCCUGCUGGUGGUCGGCCAUUUGGUGGCCCACCUGGUGACCGUCCCCGUGGCCCACCUCGCUUUGAAGGAGACCGCCCAAGAUUUGGUGACCGUGAUGGUUAUCGAGGGGGCCCUCGAGGGGGUGAAGGUGGUGAGAAGGGAGGAGCUCCAGCAGAUUACCAGCCUGCAUUUAGGGGAUCUUUCAGGGCUCUGGUGGAAGGCCGGGCUUUGGUCGUGGAGGAGGAGGUUAUGGGGCAGCACAAUCUAGUUCUCCUGGCUUUGCUUGAAGGUCUUGCUAAUCCUUCCAUACCUUUGUGUUUUUACUUAACUAGUGGUGCAGAGCUAAGAAAUAUUUUGUCCCCCUGUUCUCUCUUAGCAAUUUGAAUCUCUGGAACAACAAUACUAAGAUAGUUAAGAAUUAAUUUUGUCCAAGAUAUGCUUCUUGAUGAAAAGGAACUCAGACUGAUCUGCUUUAUCCUUCAAUGGUUGAUUUUUUUAUGCCACUUUUUUCUUA